AUGAUCGACUUAACUAAAGAAUCCAGCCAUCUCCCAGCUGAGGUUGAUCGGAAGUUGACCAAGUCCAGUCCUGUCCCAGCUGAGGUUGAUUGGAAGUUGACCAAGUCCAGCCGUGUCCCAGCUGUGGUUGAUGGGAAGUUGACCAGGCCCAGCCCUGUCCCAGCUAAAGAGUCCAGCCCUUUCCCAGCUGUGGUUGAUGGGAAGUUGACCAGGCCCAGCCCUGUCCCAGCUAAAGAGUCCAGCCCUGUCACAGCUGUGGUUGAUGGGAAGUUGACAAAGUCCAGCCAUGUCCCAGCUAAAGAAUCCAGCCUUCGCCCAGCUGAGGCUGAUGGGAAGUUGACGGAGUCCAGCCCUCUCCCAGCUAAAGAAUCCAGCCCUGUCCCAUCUGAGGCUGAUGGGAAGUUGACGGAGUCCAGCCCUCUCCCAGCUAAAGAAUCCAGCCCUGUCCAAGCUGAGGUUGAUGGGAAGUUGACAGACUCCAGCCAUGUCCCAGCUAAAGAAUCCAGCCUUCUCUCAGCUGAGGUUGAUGGGAAGUUGUCCGAGUCCAGCCCUGUCCCAACUAAAGAGUCCAGCCCUGUCCCAGCUGAGGUUGAUGGGAAGUCGUCCGAGUCCAGCCCUGUCCCAGCUAAAGAAUCCAGCCCUGUCCCAGCUGAGGUUGAUGGGAAGUUGACCGAGUCCAGCCAUGUCCCAGCUAAAGAGUCCAGCCCUGUCCCAGCUGAGGUUGAUGGGAAGUUGACCGAGUCCAGCCAUGUCCCAGCUAAAGAAUCCAGCCUUCUCUCAGCUGAGGUUGAUAGGAAGUUGUCCGAGUCCAGCCCUGUCCCAGCUGAGGUUGAUGGGAAGUUGACAGACUCCAGCCCUGUCCCAGCUAAAGAGUCCAGCCCUGUCCCAGCUGAGGUUGAUGGGAAGUUGACCGAGUCCAGCCCUGUCCCAGCUAAAGAAUCCAGCCCUGUCCCAGCUGAGGUUGAUGGGAAGUUGACCGAGUCCAGCCAUGUCCCAGCUAAAGAGUCCAGCCCUGUCCCAGCUGAGGUUGAUGGGAAGUUGACCGAGUCCAGCCAUGUCCCAGCUAAAGAAUCCAGCCUUCUCUCAGCUGAGGUUGAUGGGAAGUUGUCCGAGUCCAGCCCUGUCCCAGCUGAGGUUGAUGGGAAGUUGACAGACUCCAGCCCUGUCCCAGCUAAAGAGUCCAGUCAUGUGUCUUCUGAGGUUGAUGGGAAGUUGUCCAGCCCUGUCCCAGCUAAAGAAUCCAGCCCUGUCCCAGCUGAGGUUGAUGGGAAGUUGGCCGAGUCCAGCCAUGUCCCAGCUAAAGAGUCCAGUCAUGCGUCUUCUGAGGUUGAUGGGAAGUUGGCCGAGUCCAGCCAUGUCCCAGCUAAAGAAUCCAGCCUUCUCUCAGCUGAGGUUGAUGGGAAGUUGUCCGAGUCCAGCCUUGUCCCAGCUAAAGAGUCCAGCCCUGUCCCAGCUGAAGUUGAUGGGAAGUUGCCCGAUUCCAGCCCUGUCCCAGCUAAAGAGGCUGAUGGGAAGUUGUCCGAGUCCAGCCCUGUCCCAGCUAAAGAGUCCAGCCCUGUCCCAGCUGAGGUUGAGGGGAAGUUGAUCGAAUCCAGCUCUCUCCUAACUAAAGAGUCCAGCCCUGUCCCAGCUGAGGUUGAUGGGAAGUUGUCCGAUUCCAGCCCUGUCCCAGCUAAAGAGUCCAGUCAUGUGUCUUCUGAGGUUGAUGGGAAGUUGUCUGAGUCCAGCCCUGUCCCAGCUAAAGAAUCCAGCCCUGUCCCAGCUGAGGUUGAUGGGAAGUUGUCCGAUUCCAGCCCUGUCCCAGCUAAAGAGUCCAGUCAUGUGUCUUCUGAGGUUGAUGGGAAGUUGUCAGAGUCCAGCCCUGUCCCAGCUAAAGAAUCCAGCCCUGUCCCAGCUGAAGUUGAUGGGAAUUUGACUGAUUCCAGCCAUGUCUCAGCUAAAGAAUCCAGCCCUGUCCCAGCUGAAGUUGAUGGGAAUUUGACUGAUUCCAGCCAUGUCUCAGCUAAAGAAUCCAGCCCUGUCCCAGCUGAAGUUGAUGGGAAGUUGACCGAGUCCAGCCAUGUCUCAGCUAAAGAAUGCAUCUAUGUCCCCUCUGAAGUUGAUGGGAAGUUGACCGAGUCCAGCUCUGUCCCAGCUGAGGUUGAUGGGAAGUUGACCGAGUCCAGCCAUGUCCCAGCUGAGGUUGAUGGGAAGUUGACAGACUCCAGCCAUGUCCCAGCUAAAGAAUCCAGCCUUCUCUCAGCUGAGGUUGAUGGGAAGUUGUCCGAGUCCAGCCCUGUCCCAACUAAAGAGUCCAGCCCUGUCCCAGCUGAGGUUGAUGGGAAGUCGUCCGAGUCCAGCCCUGUCCCAGCUAAAGAAUCCAGCCCUGUCCCAGCUGAGGUUGAUGGGAAGUUGACCGAGUCCAGCCAUGUCCCAGCUAAAGAAUCCAGCCCUGUCCCAACUGAGGUUGAUGGGAAGUUGUCCGAGUCCAGCCCUGUCCCAGCUAAAGAAUCCAGCCCUGUCCCAGCUGAGGUUGAUGGGAAGUUGUCCGAGUCCAGCCCUGUCCCAGCUGAGGUUGAUGGGAAGUUGACAGACUCCAGCCCUGUCCCAGCUAAAGAGUCCAGCCCUGUCCCAGCUGAGGUUGAUGGGAAGUUGACCGAGUCCAGCCAUGUCCCAGCUAAAGAAUCCAGCCCUGUCCCAGCUGAGGUUGAUGGGAAGUUGACCGAGUCCAGCCAUGUCCCAGCUAAAGAGUCCAGCCCUGUCCCAGCUGAGGUUGAUGGGAAGUUGACCGAGUCCAGCCAUGUCCCAGCUAAAGAAUCCAGCCUUCUCUCAGCUGAGGUUGAUGGGAAGUUGUCCGAGUCCAGCCCUGUCCCAGCUGAGGUUGAUGGGAAGUUGACAGACUCCAGCCCUGUCCCAGCUAAAGAGUCCAGUCAUGUGUCUUCUGAGGUUGAUGGGAAGUUGUCCAGCCCUGUCCCAGCUAAAGAAUCCAGCCCUGUCCCAGCUGAGGUUGAUGGGAAGUUGGCCGAGUCCAGCCAUGUCCCAGCUAAAGAGUCCAGUCAUGCGUCUUCUGAGGUUGAUGGGAAGUUGGCCGAGUCCAGCCAUGUCCCAGCUAAAGAAUCCAGCCUUCUCUCAGCUGAGGUUGAUGGGAAGUUGUCCGAGUCCAGCCUUGUCCCAGCUAAAGAGGCUGAUGGGAAGUUGUCCGAGUCCAGCCUUGUCCCAGCUAAAGAGUCCAGCCCUGUCCCAGCUGAAGUUGAUGGGAAGUUGCCCGAUUCCAGCCCUGUCCCAGCUAAAGAGUCCAGUCAUGUGUCUUCUGAGGUUGAUGGGAAGUUGACAGACUCCAGCCAUGCCCCAGCUAAAGAAUCCAGCCCUGUCCCAGCUGAGGUUGAUGGGAAGUUGUCUGAGUCCAGCCCUGUCCCAGCUAAAGAAUCCAGCCCUGUCCCAGCUGAGGCUGAUGGGAAGUUGUCCGAGUCCAGCCCUGUCCCAGCUGAGGUUGAUGGGAAGUUGUCUGAGUCCAGCCCUGUCCCAGCUAAAGAAUCCAGCCCUGUCCCAGCUGAGGCUGAUGGGAAGUUGUCCGAGUCCAGCCCUGUCCCAGCUGAGGUUGAUGGGAAGUUGUCCGAUUCCAGCCCUGUCCCAGCUAAAGAGUCCAGUCAUGUGUCUUCUGAGGUUGAUGGGAAGUUGUCUGAGUCCAGCCCUGUCCCAGCUAAAGAAUCCAGCCCUGUCCCAGCUGAGGUUGAUGGGAAGUUGUCCGAUUCCAGCCCUGUCCCAGCUAAAGAGUCCAGUCAUGUGUCUUCUGAGGUUGAUGGGAAGUUGUCAGAGUCCAGCCCUGUCCCAGCUAAAGAAUCCAGCCCUGUCCCAGCUGAAGUUGAUGGGAAUUUGACUGAUUCCAGCCAUGUCUCAGCUAAAGAAUCCAGCCCUGUCCCAGCUGAAGUUGAUGGGAAUUUGACUGAUUCCAGCCAUGUCUCAGCUAAAGAAUCCAGCCCUGUCCCAGCUGAAGUUGAUGGGAAGUUGACCGAGUCCAGCCAUGUCUCAGCUAAAGAAUGCAUCUAUGUCCCCUCUGAAGUUGAUGGGAAGUUGACCGAGUCCAGCUCUGUCCCAGCUGAGGUUGAUGGGAAGUUGACCGAGUCCAGCCAUGUCCCAGCUAAAGACUCCAGAUUUGUCCCUGCUGAGGUUUGUGGCAAGUUUUUGGAGUCCAUUCCUGUCCCAGCAGAGGUGGAUGGGAAGUUGACCAAGUCCAUCCCUGUCUCAGCUAAAGAGUGCAGCCAUGUCCCCGCUGAGGUUGAUGGGGAGAUGACUGUGUGCAUAUGCUCUAAAGUCUCAAACAGAUCUAGUCAAUAUCUAAAUAUGCCACUUUCUGAUCUUGUUUUUAGUCAAUAAAACGUUAUUUCUCA
Pimephales promelas (fathead minnow) is the source of this 4367-nucleotide messenger RNA. The record is from RefSeq and is a predicted model, not a curated record. NCBI's taxonomy places the organism in Eukaryota, Metazoa, Chordata, Actinopteri, Cypriniformes, Leuciscidae.